Molecule: messenger RNA, 1099 nt
Organism: Arabidopsis thaliana (thale cress)
Lineage: Eukaryota; Viridiplantae; Streptophyta; Magnoliopsida; Brassicales; Brassicaceae
Exons: 1
Coding region: 372-836 (154 amino acids)
Source: RefSeq, marked reviewed
GACUAAGUGAGUGUGUGGCAGUUUUUUCCACCUUUUUCUUCAUGUAUAAAAAUAUUUAUUAAUUAGAAGUCCUUCUCAUUUUACGGCCUGCAUGCCUUGCUCCUUUGUCGAUUUGGAGGUGUCUUCGCUCUUUGUUAUAUACCAAGCGCACACACUCACAAAUAUCAAAUACACACACACUUAAAGAUCUUAAUUUCAAUUUCUCUGCUCCUUAUUUGCAUCAAAUAUAUGUACAAUGAUAUAAACACAGUCACAUACAUAUAUACACGUAUACCUUGAUAUAUAUCGAGAUCUUGUUUGUUGUUUCUGAUCGAUCAGUAGUCAUUAUUUUUUCUUUUAAAGUUACUCUCUCUUUUCCUGUUUGUGAUAAGAUGUCAAAGAUUAAGAUUUUUCAUUUAUUCCCUGAUGACAAAGAUAUUGAAGCAACGCAACAACCUGAGAGUCUCCUAGUUCCAUCAAAAUCCGACUCUCUUGAUUCAUCAUUAUCUCGACACCACCAAGAAAAUCAAUCUAACAGACAACGGAACCACCAACACCGACAACAAGAUCAAGAACUAGAAAAUCUACAAGAUGGAUCGAGAGGAAAACGAAAAUGGGAAUGUAAGGAUGAAGAGUCUCCUGUAAAGAUCCCAGAGACGCCGAGAAACUCGAACAGUGUGUGUUAUUGUCCUCCUCGACCGCCGAGAAAGCCAAAAGCUAUCCCGUCCAUGAAACGGAGAGGCAUGUGGGUAAAGAGAUCGGUGGUUUUUUUAGAUGUAGCUAGAGAGGUCGAAUCCAUGUUUCCUCCGUCUGUUCUUCAAGAUUUUGGUAAAAAGAUCAAGAAAGCGAGAUUUUAACCAAUAGUCUAUACAUAUAUCUCUAUCUAUCCAUAGGCUUGAUUUGUUGUUUUCCCACUUUUUUGUUUGCGUUUUUUAUAUAAGUUUAUACGCUAUAUUAGUGUGUUUAAUAUCAAAAAGGAAAACAAAAGUUUAGGGUUUGGUAUUGGUGUGAUAUUGAUGUGAAUUUAUAUAAAAUUCAAAGUUCAGAAAACAAAAGCAUGUUGUUUUUCUCAAACGAAUAUGAAAUUAAAUUCAGUUUUGUUUUUUUUAAAGAUUUCGGU